GACCCUUUCCCCAAAGGAGAAAUCGAGGUCUGGGCUGGCCUCCGAGUGGGAGGAGACGGGGCCGAAGGCCGGAGAGCUGGUCCUGUCUGCGCUGCCCACCCGCCUGGGCUGCGGUCACUAGUGACCUUAGGUCGCUGCAGCUCAUCUGUGCACGGUGUGAUUCACACGAAUGAUUCACAUGUAGGAAUCCCGGGACUCUGUGCCCAGUCCUGGUUCUGGCUGUGGACUGGGCUCCUGCUAGAUAUCCAUCUGGCUGAGCCAGCCAGCGGACCGGCUGUGUCAGAGGCAAGCAAACAGCUGCUGGUGUGCGCGGCGCUGUCUGUCCCCAUCAUGGCCGUGUACCGCCUGUGUGUGACCACUGGACCGUACCUGAAGGCGGGCACGCUGGACAACAUCUCUGCCACACUGGUGGGCACGUGUGGCGAGAGCCCCAAGCAGCGGCUGGAUCGCGUGGGCAGGGACUUCGCCUCAGGGUCGGUUCAGAAGUAUAAGGUGCGCUGUGCAGCCGAGCUGGGGGACAUCUUGCUGCUGCGCUUACACAAGGAGCGCUUCGCCUGCUUUGCCAAGGACUCCUGGUACUGCAGUCGCAUUGUGGUCACCGCCCCGGAUGGCACCGUUGUCCAUUUCCCCUGCUAUCAGUGGGUUGAGGGCUACUGCACCGUGGAGCUGCGGCCAGGAACAGCGAAAACCAUAUGUCAGGACUCCCUUCCUCUCCUGCUCGAUCACAGGAAACGGGAACUCCAGGCUCGACAAGAAUGCUACCGCUGGAAGAUUUAUGCACCUGGCUUCCCCCGCAUGGUGGAUGUGAGCAGCUUUGAGGAGAUGGAGUCAGAUAAGAAAUUUGCCUUGACCAAGACAGCCCCUUGUGCAGACCAGGAUGACAAUCCUGGGAACCGGUACCUGCCCUGCAUUCCCAUGAAAAUUGACAUCCCAUCUCUUCUCCACAUGGAACCCAAUAUUCGCUACUCAGCCACCAAGACGAUCUCGCUGCUCUUCAAUGCCAUCCCCGCAUCCUUGGGCAUGAAGAUUCGAGGGCUGCUGGACCGCAAGGGCUCCUGGAAGAAGCUGGAUGACAUUCGGAACAUCUUCUGGUGUCACAAGACCUUCACUUCAGAGUACGUCACGGAGCACUGGUGCGAGGACAGCUUCUUUGGGUACCAGUACCUGAAUGGCGUCAAUCCUGUCAUGCUCCAUUGCCUCUCCAGCUUGCCCAGCAAGCUGCCUGUCACCAGUGACAUGCUGGCACCAGUGCUGGGCCCAAGCACCUGCCUGCAGACAGAGCUAGAGAAGGGCAACAUCUUCCUAGCCGACUACUGGAUCCUGGCAGAGGCCCCUGUCAAUUGCCUGAAUGGUCGCCAGCAGCACGUGGCCGCUCCGCUCUGCCUGUUGUGGGUCAACCCGCAGGGGACGCUGCUGCCCCUGGCCAUCCAGCUCGGCCAGGUGCCAGGGCCGGAGUGCCCCAUCUUCCUGCCCACUGACUGCGAGUGGGACUGGCUGCUGGCCAAGACGUGGGUGCGCAACUCCGAGUUCCUGGUGCACGAGAACAACACUCACUUUCUGUGCACGCACUUGCUGUGCGAGGCGUUCUCCGUGGCCACCCUGCGCCAGCUGCCGCUCUGCCACCCGGUCUACAAGCUCCUGCUCCCCCACACUCGCUACACGCUGCAGGUGAACACUAUCGCCAGGGCCACGCUGCUCAACCCCGACGGCCUCGUGGACAAGGUCACGUCCAUCGGGAGGCGCGGCCUCAUCUACCUCAUGAGAACGGGUCUGGCCCACUUCACCUACACCGACUUCUGCCUUCCGGACAGCCUCCGGGCGCGCGGCGUCAUGCACAUCCCCAAUUACCACUACCGGGACGAUGGGCUGAAGAUCUGGUCAGCCAUUGAGAGGUUUGUCUCAGAGAUCGUGAGCUAUUACUAUCGCAGCGAUGCGGCUGUGCAGCAGGACUCGGAACUGCAGGCCUGGGUGGGCGAGAUUUUUACCCAGGCGUUCCUGGGCCGGGAGAGUUCAGGCUUCCCAAGCCGGCUGUGCAGUCCAGGAGAGCUGGUCAAGUACCUCUCUGCAAUCAUCUUUAACUGCUCCGCCCAGCACGCUGCUGUCAAUAGCGGCCAGCAUGACUUUGGGGCCUGGAUGCCUAAUGCUCCAUCAUCCAUGAGGCAGCCCCCACCUCAGACCAAGGGGACCACCACCAUGAAGAGUUACCUGGACACUCUUCCAGAGGUGAACGUCACCUGUAACAACCUUCUCCUCUUCUGGCUGGUCAGCCAAGAGCCCAAAGACCAGAGGCCUCUGGGAACCUACCCGGAUGAACAUUUCACAGAGGAGGCCCCAAGGCAGAGUAUUGCAGCCUUCCAGAACUGCCUGGCCCAGAUCUCAAGGGACAUCAGAGAACGGAACCAGAGCCUGGCACUACCCUAUGCCUACCUGGACCCUCCCCUUAUCGAGAACAGUGUCUCCAUCUGAGCCCUGCCUCAGACCACCCAGAGGACAGGGGAGUCCAGCUAGGAGGAAGGCCAGCUUCUUGGGGAUUUCCAGACCCUUCCACACUCCCUGCCCUCAGCUUGAACCCUCUCCAGUGUGUGUGGGGCCCAAGAUAGCUCCAACAUUAUUUGAGUUGUGAGGGACCGGUACCGCAGUGUCUGGAGUAAAAGCCGCUAUCUGAAGUCAAGUGCACAAUAGGCCCCUUGAAAAGGAAGGAAGCCCUGUCCUUCUUGGCCUGCUUUGAUCAGCCUCUUGUUCCAGGCUCCUGUGGGAUCAAUCUCCCUCCCCACUUGAGGAAUCCCGGCUCAGGUUUCUGAGUACUCCUUCUUUUUCCUCCUCACCCUCACACUUUUUAUCAUGCGGUGCCUUUUUUGAUUCGCCUUUCCCAGAUCUUCCUUUUCUGAAAGGGCUGGGAAACUAGGCGCGAAAAGCCUCCCUGCCCAGAGCUGCAGGCGGUCCCCUCUGCUCCUCAAACAUUUUAAAGGAGAGGAAGAAUCUGAGCCCAGUUCAUUUGAUGUCUCUGUGGGGUGCUUGAGGACAGGAACUGUGGCCUGGGUGUGAGGGGGUGUUCUCUCUCCAGCACUCAACAUACCCACUCUUUUCCCACUUGUUUUCUCCCUCCUUCCUUCCUUCCUUCCUUCCUUCCUUCCUUCCUUCCUUCCUUCCUUCCUUUCUUCCUUCCUUUCUCUCUUUAAUAUUUGAGGUAGGGUUUCGC
This is a messenger RNA of Jaculus jaculus (lesser Egyptian jerboa), 3199 nucleotides long. It is a transcript of the gene Aloxe3, whose product is annotated as arachidonate lipoxygenase 3. NCBI's taxonomy places the organism in Eukaryota, Metazoa, Chordata, Mammalia, Rodentia, Dipodidae. The record is from RefSeq and is a predicted model, not a curated record. The coding region runs from base 331 to 2466 and encodes 711 amino acids. The transcript is spliced from 17 exons. Gene Ontology annotation, molecular function: protein binding; metal ion binding; oxidoreductase activity, acting on single donors with incorporation of molecular oxygen, incorporation of two atoms of oxygen. Gene Ontology annotation, biological process: linoleic acid metabolic process; lipid oxidation.